CUGCACGUUUUCAGUGCGCAUGAGCAGUCUAAUCUGUUUGGCGGAACAGGUCACGAACUCUGACCCGCCCCGAAGCUCAACUGGACACAAUCAUCAAUUUAUUCAAAUAUUUGCGGUGGAAGACAAAACAAUAACUGCCAUAUCGCUCGUCUUCAUCGGAUGGAGUGUAGUGUUUAGAGGAGUACUACACAGGGGACAUCAUGGAGGGACAAUCUCCCAGAGUGCAGCUGGUGUCUGCUGAGGGUGGUCUGGAGCAGAGAAUACAGAUCGUGACUGCGUAUGACCAGUCCAACUCUGGCAAGCCACAGUACAUCCUGGCCAACGUUGACAACUCCAACUUGGAGAAGCUUAUUUUGACAAAUUCGGAGGGGACCUCAGGAAAGGUCAUCCUGGCAUCAGCUGAUGCGGCAGCAGCUGUCAAUCACCUGCUCAUGGCCUCACCUGACCUGGCUGGACAGCAGAUCCAGUUUGUGACAGACAAUUCGGAGCAGAAUUCUAAGCCUGUCGUGGAGUACUGUGUUGUGUGUGGAGACAAGGCCACAGGUCGUCAUUACGGUGCGGUGAGCUGUGAAGGCUGUAAGGGCUUCUUCAAGCGCAGCAUCAGGAAGAACCUGGUCUACUCGUGCAGGGGCAGCGGCGACUGCGUCAUCAACAAGCACCACCGCAACCGCUGCCAGUACUGCCGACUGCAGCGCUGCAUCUCCUUCGGCAUGAAGCAGGACUCGGUGCAGUGUGAAAGGAAGCCAGUGGACGUGUCCAGGGAGAAACCUGCCAACUGUGCCGCCUCUACUCAGAAGAUCUACAUCCGCAAGAACCUGUGCAGCCCUCUGGCAGCCCUGCCCACCUUUGAGUCCGACAAACAGAACAAAUCCUCCAACCUACUGCUGAACAUACAGCAGUCCAUGUCCAAACUGGACAACAACAUUCUCAUCUCUACCUCCCCAGACAGGGACCAACAGCUUUACAGUACCGAAAACCAACUAAUCCGUGACUUCAAAAUCGAGAGUGACAGUUGCCAAGGAGAUCUGGGUACGCUGGCUAACGUUGUGACAUCGUUGGCCCACCUCAAUGAGAGCAAAGAAAUGAGUGACAGCAACGCUGACCAAUACGGAGCGGAGACCAUGAGUAAUGGGGAUGACUCCAUCGCAGACGAGCACACCCAAUCAGAUGAACACAACUCCAGUGACCUCAGCCGGGCGUUUGACACGCUGGCUAAAGUGCUGCGCUCUGAGCAGCGGGGCGAGGACAUGGGGGUCGACGCCAACAUGGCGGGUGCGGACGAGUCGGGCACCCUGCUGGACCUGCAGGGCCCACUCCUGUCCGACUGCCACAUGCCUUUCAAGCUAAUGAUGCCGCUCCCUGUGCCUGAGUUUCUGACUGUGAACUACAUCUGUGAGUCUGCGUCUCGUCUCCUUUUCCUGUCGAUGCACUGGGCACGCUCCAUACCAGCCUUCCAGGCCCUGGGCGCGGAGAACGGCAUCUUGCUGAUGAAGGCGUGCUGGAACGAGCUCUUCGCUCUGAGUCUGGCGCAGUGUUCCGACGUCAUGGACGUCUCCUCCGUCCUCACCACCAUCGUGCAGCACUUAGAGACCAACCUCAGCGAAGAAAAGCUUUCUGCAGACCGUGUGAAGGAAGUGAUGGAGCACAUCUGGAGGCUUCAGGAGUUUUGCAACAGCAUGAAUAAAGUGGAACCCGACUCACAAGAGUACGCCUACCUCAAAGCCAUCACGCUCUUCAGCCCUGAUCACGCAGGUAUGGACUGCUUCACUCACAUUGAGAGCUUCCAGGAGAAGGCCUAUAUGGAACUGCAGGACUACAUCACAAGGGAGUAUCCAGAGGACACUUAUCGGUUGUCCAGGUUGCUUCUGCGGUUGCCCGCGUUGCGUCUGAUGAGUGCAUGUGUGACUGAAGAGCUCUUCUUCACCGGCCUCAUUGGUAACGUUCAGAUCGACAGCAUCAUCCCCUACAUCCUCAAGAUGGAGUCCACCGACUACAACAGCCAGCCAGUCGGCGCCAGCGAAUAAACCCGCCAACCCACCAAUCAAGGACGAGUGAAUCACCCUAGCCAACCAAUCAGGGUGGGCAGGGAACCCCAGCUAGCCAAUCAUGACAAGCGAAUAACUCCAGUCAACCAAUCUUGGCACGCUUUAGGGGUUUGCGGAAAUAUAAAGCUUUGGGGAUUGAGAUCCCUACUCUGUGGUCUCCACAGAACAAGAUAGGCAUGUUCGAUGUUCUGUUCAGAAUGGUGUAUGGCUUAAGCUGGUUAACACAAGUGUCCCAGAUCAAUUUAAUUAAGAAAGACAGUUUUCAAUCCCCGAACAGAAAUGUACACAGGCAUGCACAUACAGGUGCAGAGAUCAAGGAAUGAUGACACAGGCAACAAUACAGUGUAUGUAUUACUGUAUUACACUACAGACGUGGAUUGUCUGUUGUGCUUUUGUUUUCUUUGUUUCAUGUGACAUUGUGGUCUUUGUAUAAUGGGAUGAGGAGAGGAAUAAUUUUCUAUAGGUUUUUUCUCAUCUUGCUUUCAGUGCAGGCAUCUGUUUCUUGGCUGAUAAUUAGUUACGUUAAUGUAUGGAUGGAGAUUGUGAAUUAUUCUUGUCCCUUUAUCUGCAAAGCUGUGCUCUAUCAAUUGACGGUACUGUGUACUGUUGUGUACAUAUUAACAUGUAUGUAAAUAAAAGAAAUGUCAAAUGUG
This is a messenger RNA of Sardina pilchardus (European sardine), 2698 nucleotides long. It is a transcript of the gene nr2c1, whose product is annotated as nuclear receptor subfamily 2, group C, member 1. The record is from RefSeq and is a predicted model, not a curated record. The transcript has 15 exons. NCBI's taxonomy places the organism in Eukaryota, Metazoa, Chordata, Actinopteri, Clupeiformes, Clupeidae. Bases 201 to 2024 code for a protein of 607 amino acids. Gene Ontology annotation, biological process: cell differentiation; anatomical structure development; negative regulation of transcription by RNA polymerase II. Gene Ontology annotation, molecular function: RNA polymerase II cis-regulatory region sequence-specific DNA binding; nuclear receptor activity; zinc ion binding.